CGGUCGGUCGGGUUUGAACGGCCUUCCGUCCAAAACGGCGCAAAAAUGGGUAUUACACAAGAAGAGAUUAAGAAUCUUUUAAAAGAAGCAAUAGAACCCUUAGAACGAAAGUUAGACAAUCUGAAGAACGGGUUUCAGGAGUUAAAACGUUUAGUUGACUUCGUAAAUGGGAAAUACGAUGAUGUACUUGCACAGUUGAAACAAGCUAAUGAGAAGAUUCAAAGACAGGGAACGAGCCUGAGGCAGAUGCGGAAAGACCUAGACGAUCCAACAAAGCAGGCUCAAGACGCAAUGAAUGGCUUUGAAAACCUGGCGGAAUAUCUAAGGAGAGACUGCCUUGAAAUUUCGGGCGUCCCGCCGAGUGAGAGUUACACGUGUAAUCAGCUUGUAAUGGCGGUUGGGCAAGCUAUCGGCGUACAAGUGAAGGAGGCAGAUAUAUCGACCUCACACCCAUUGCCAACUUUUAAAGAAGAUGCACCACCAAAGAUAAUAGUCAAGUUCACGAGAAGGGAUAUGAGGAAUAGCUUCUAUACGAACCGAAGGAAGCUUAUUGACAAGAAAGCUAGUGACCUCCCCGAUCUUGGUAUCACUGCCGAAAGC
Messenger RNA from Porites evermanni, 600 nucleotides. The record is from the annotation of a GenBank genome assembly. Lineage: Eukaryota; Metazoa; Cnidaria; Anthozoa; Scleractinia; Poritidae.